Molecule: messenger RNA, 333 nt
Organism: Pediculus humanus corporis (human body louse)
Lineage: Eukaryota; Metazoa; Arthropoda; Insecta; Psocodea; Pediculidae
Product: translation factor sui1, putative
Exons: 3
Coding region: 1-333 (110 amino acids)
Biological process (GO): translational initiation
Cellular component (GO): eukaryotic 43S preinitiation complex
Molecular function (GO): RNA binding; ribosomal small subunit binding; translation initiation factor activity
Source: RefSeq, a predicted model, not a curated record
AUGUCCAUCCAGAACCUUAACACAUUUGACCCCUUUGCAGAUGCAAUUAAGGGUGCAGAUGACGAUGUUCAGGACGGUCUUGUUCAUAUAAGAAUUCAACAACGGAAUGGUCGUAAAACAUUAACAACAGUGCAGGGAUUAUCAUCUGAAUAUGACCUGAAGAAAAUUGUGCGAGCAUGUAAAAAAGAAUUUGCCUGCAAUGGCACUGUGAUUGAACACCCAGAAUACGGAGAAGUUCUUCAACUUCAGGGUGAUCAACGAGAAAACAUCUGCCAGUGGCUAACCAAAUCAGGAUUGGCCAAGCCUGAUCAACUAAAGGUUCACGGUUUUUAA